AUGUCGCUGUCGAAUGUGCAGAAAAUGAAGCUGCAGCUAUAUCACCGUCUACAACGGCGUCAUCGCAAUGUGUGGAAGCAAUACUGGAGCUCAUUUCAGCUAUUUUUAAUGGCUAAGAUAUCUUUGGAAGAAUUCCAUGCAUUAGCUGAGGACUUCCUUGGACCUGAUAAGCAUAUGCACAAUAAGUUUGUGAUUUCUCUCCUUAGUACUACAGGUGACCAGGAAAAUACAGAUUUGUAUACGAAUCAACAGCCGCCUCCAGCUCUGGAAAUGCCGGAUUACAAGGGAAAAGAGGAAAUAAAUGAUAUUGUAAUUAAUAGAAGAACCAAGACAGUCAGUAGGAAAGAUAUGUUACUGCAGAAUAGCAAGAAAAACUGCAUGAGAUAUGAUGAUGAUGAUGACCAACGACAGAAAGAACCGCUUGGAGGUAAACGAUCACAUAGCAGCAUUGUAUCUAUUGAUACCAACGUAGAGGAGACGGUUGUAAAAAAGCUCAUGCACCUUCAUCAGGAUCAAUCGCACAAUCGUGUCCAUCCAGACCACCAAUCGGCACAGCUACUGAUGGAACUUGGAAAAUUUGGGAGGACAAGUAGCCCGUCAUCCAUCGUCAUCGCGCCUGUAUCGACACCUUCCAACAACAGCAAAGGUUUGGAGUGA
Peronospora belbahrii is the source of this 657-nucleotide messenger RNA. The record is from the annotation of a GenBank genome assembly. NCBI's taxonomy places the organism in Eukaryota, Oomycota, Peronosporomycetes, Peronosporales, Peronosporaceae.